Helobdella robusta is the source of this 549-nucleotide messenger RNA. RefSeq lists its product as hypothetical. The transcript is spliced from 4 exons. The record is from RefSeq and is a predicted model, not a curated record. The coding region runs from base 1 to 549 and encodes 182 amino acids. NCBI's taxonomy places the organism in Eukaryota, Metazoa, Annelida, Clitellata, Rhynchobdellida, Glossiphoniidae. Gene Ontology annotation, biological process: retrograde transport, endosome to Golgi; intracellular protein transport. Gene Ontology annotation, cellular component: retromer complex; endosome.
AUGUUAGUUCUCAUCAUUAGUGACCUGCACAUCCCGUUCAGGAGUAAUGGCAUUCCAGUUCAGUUUCGAAAACUUCUAGUCCCUGGAAAGAUUCAGCACAUCCUAUGUACCGGUAACCUCUGCUCUAGAGAGAUGUUUGAUUAUCUCAAAACUUUAGCCAAUGAUCUGCAUAUAGUGAGAGGGGAUUUUGAUGAUAAUUUAUAUCUACCGGAGCAGAAAGUUGUGAUGGUAGGAAAGUUCAAGAUAGGUUUGUGUCAUGGCCAUCAAAUUGUUCCCUGGGCUGACCAAGAAAGUUUGCUUGCCCUUCAAAGGCAGUUGGAUGUUGAUGUCCUCGUUACUGGCCAUACUCACAAAGUUGAAAUAUUCGAGCAAGAGAACAAACUUUUCAUCAAUCCUGGUUCAGCUACUGGAGCUUAUUCCUCUUUUGAAAGCAACAUAGUACCAUCAUUCAUUCUGCUGGACGUGCAAGCAAACAUGAUCAUUGCCUACCUGUACCAGCUGAUUGCAGGGGAGGUCAAGGUCGAAAGAACUGAAUUUAAAAAAUAUUAA